GGGGUCCGCGGGAAGCGCCCACCGCGGCGGAGUGUGGUGGCCUGGAGGAGCAAGGCCGAGUGGGACCAGGUGAUGGUGGGGCUGUACUGCGGGGACUGCCGGCUGCAGCGGGACGCGCUGGACCGGGUGUCGGGCUGGCGGAGCAGGUAUGGGCACAGAAUGCCUUUAGCUGUGGAUUGCACUGCAGAUCUGAUUCGCUGUAAAAUCUUGGAUACAUCUGGCAACAUGAGAUCUCAUGAACUGGUCCUUUCAUAUGGUCUGGCUCUUGUGAGGUUCGUGAAUCUAAUCACAGAGCGGAAACAGAAAAUUGUCAACAUUCCCCUGAGACGACUAGCUAAAGAGAUGAACAUCCCAAUUUGGAUUGUGAACCUUCGCCAUGAUCUGACCCAUGGGAAACUGCCUCAGCUAGUUGCCUGUCAAAAAGGUUGUGAUGUGGUGCUGGAGUGGCUACGGCGGACAUACUGGAGCCGUCAACUGGGUAAUAGUCUGGCUAGAGAACGUGAAGAAGAACAAAAUGAGGAGGUGGAGACUGCAGCAACCGAGACAGAGGUGGACAGUGACUCAGAGGAGGCUCAGAGCCCACAACCACCGGGCUAUCAGAAACACAAGGAGCUUCAUGAGAAAGUCAGAGAGCUGCUGGUGUCCUACAAAAAUCAGCAGUUUGGGGUUCUUCAGGAGCUUCAGUCCUUACGAAAGGCCCGCAAAGCAUGGAGUAAUUCUUCCUCAGAAGUGGAGUGGAUUUUGGCUCAGAUUAAAGACUUGUUGCAAGAGAGCAGGGAGGUGGUGGCUGAAGCUCUGCUAGAUGAUGGCUCUCUCAUUCCAACUGUGGAACAGCUGGAGACUUUAAAUAUCAAGUGUGAAGAAAACAAACAGUUGCUGGAUUUCAAAAUCCCUCAGACAUUUUACUACUUCUGGCAGCCUCUGCUAAAGGGCCUCCAGUCCCGAGACUUUACACAGACCCUGCUAGAGAAAAUGUUUGCUGACCUGAAGCAGUGUUCUGAAUCUUCAGAACUCAGGCCUCAGUACCUGAUCAACUGGGCUGCUGAGAUUCUGACGGCCAACGCCAAAGCUAAAGCCAGGAGGAAAGUGAGACGCCCUUCACGGAGUCAGAUAAACAAAAGGAAGCUGUUUCUCCGUAGAGUUUCCUUGCAGUGGAUAAAGCUCAUUGAUGAAUGUUUGGCAGCUCCUUGCUGGGCGACCCCACACCUCCUGCAGCGGAUCCUGUCAGACAUGGAGCCUCCCUUGCCUUCAGAUGCUCAGGAGAACCUUCUCUAUCUCUCCUCCAUCUACACCCAAGAAGGAGGCUCGCUCUCCAGUCCAGGCUCUUCGUCAGACAGCAGUGGGCAGCCAAUUUACACCACUGAGAGCUUACAGUGGAAGGCCAGACAGGACAGUCAGGCCAAAGGCCAUAGGGUGGAAAGGCGAGAAACUGUACUGGGUGGUGUUGGUGAGGAAGAAGACAAUGGGGAGGAGGAAGCUGAGGAGGAAGAGAUGGAAGCUGAGCCAACGCCUUUGGAGGAACUUCAUGUUGAUAACAUGAUGGUUAUUGCUGAGAAAAGGGCAGCACUGCAUGGGUCCAUCUGGCAGAUCAGUGCAGAUGGAGUGCAGUGGAAAGACUUUCCUCUUGGGAAACUUCCAGGCCAGACAGAUGACCCUGAUAGCCUAUUGGUGGAUAGUUAUUCUAUGAUGUCCAUGCUCGAUCAGCCAGUAACAAGAGACGACGGAAGGAACUCCCCCAGUACAAACAAUCCUGAAUUGAACGGAGCUGUGAUGGAAGGAUUAUUGUGGACCCAGAAUGACCUCCAUAGAAUAAAAAGUGGCCUUCAGCUCUUCUAAGCAGCCAGUUUUAGACAAGAUAAGUGGCACAAAGAGAUAUCAUGGUGAUAUUAAAAUAGUCCAUCAUGCAAAAAAUUCCUGGGGGAAAUAUAAGCGUAUAUGACUAUUUUAUAACUUGAUUUGUGCUUGAGGUCAUUCGUCUAGUAACUCUAGUCUAUUUAACAACAAAAGUUAAUUUCUACCUCUUUUUAACUGAGCUAUGUGAAAUAUAGUUUUAGGGUUAACAUACAUUGGAAUCCUUCACUGUUUCUUAAACUUUUUGUAUUUAAUAAAAUAUUCCCCAGUUAAAAGUGAACCCUC
Malaclemys terrapin pileata is the source of this 2136-nucleotide messenger RNA. RefSeq names its product LAS1 like ribosome biogenesis factor (gene LAS1L). The record is from RefSeq and is a predicted model, not a curated record. Gene Ontology annotation, biological process: maturation of LSU-rRNA; maturation of 5.8S rRNA. Lineage: Eukaryota; Metazoa; Chordata; Testudines; Emydidae. Gene Ontology annotation, cellular component: Las1 complex; preribosome, large subunit precursor. The coding region runs from base 73 to 1836 and encodes 587 amino acids. Gene Ontology annotation, molecular function: endonuclease activity. The transcript is spliced from 13 exons.